AAGAUGUCGGGCGGCGACGCGAAGAAGCUGGUGCGCUCCCCCAGCGGGCUGCGCAUGGUGCCCGAGCACCGCGCCGCCCGCAGCCCCUUCGGCCUGGACGAGCCGCCCUGGGUGCCCGACAAGGAGUGCCCGAGAUGUAUGCAGUGUGAUACAAAAUUUGACUUCAUAACUAGAAAGCAUCACUGCAGAAGGUGUGGGAAGUGUUUCUGUGACAAGUGCUGCAGUAAGAAAGUGCCUCUGCCUCGCAUGUGCUUCGUGGACCCCGUGCGGCAGUGCGCCGAGUGCGCCCUGGUGUCACAGAAGGAGACAGAGUUCUACGACAAACAGCUCAAAGUGCUCAUGAAUGGUGCUACAUUCUUUGUAACUCUGGGAACAUCUGAUAAAUCUGAGCUCAUGGUUUGUCGACUUUCCAACAACCAGAGAUACCUGGUUUUGGAUGGAGACAGCCAUUAUGAAAUUGAAAUUAUACAGAUUUCAACUGUUCAGAUACUUACAGAGGGAUUUACUCCUGGAGAAAAAGAUAUUCACACUUACACCAGCCUCCUGGAGAGCCAGCCUGUUACUGAAGGAGGCAACACUCGUGCCAUAGGAAUGAUCCUGCAGUACAAGGUACCGGGGUCGGAGGAGGUGAUGCAGAUGAAGUUUACUGCUGGUGAAGACUUCAGCUGUAACAAGAAGCUGUCAGCAGCCUGGCUGGCAGCUAUGCAUAAGGCAACAAAACUUCUCUAUGAGUCUCGGGACCAGUGAGAACUGCAGCUGUGGCCUCCUGAGGGCACCCACAGACACCAGCCUCCACAGACCUGCCUCUCACUUUGUGCUGAUUUGACAGCUGGAAAUAUUUGCUGUUCUUGACUCUCUCAUUCCAGCGUGGUUCAUUAUGUAAGAACUGGCAAAUGCAAUGUGAGUAUUUUUUGGAACCAUGAGUAUUCACGGUAGUGUGCAAUAUGUAUACAGUUAAUGCUUUAAACAGCCUCACCUUUUAAGACUUUGUAUAUUUUGUUAAGCCUUUACUGGCACUUAAUAUGAAAGUGACCUGCACUACAGCUAAUGUACAGCACAACUUUUAUAGUAACCAUUAUAUAUACUGUUUGCUACAGGAAGCAAACAAAUGUGUAUGUCUCUUCUGCAGAGAAUAGCUUUUGGGUAUAGAUCUCAGGUUUUUCCCUCUAUCCAAAUGUUUAAAAUCAAUGUACAAAAAAAAAAUCUGCCUUAGAUAUGAUUUUAUAGAAAUCACGUGAGUUUUUUUAAACAUUUAAUUUUAAACAUCUAAAUUUUUCACCGAAUACCACCAAAUUUGACUUGUAUGAACUUGACCGUGAAACUUCACUUCUGUAAUAAGCUUCCAGAAUAAUUUUUAGUUUUGUAUUUUCUUUUUUGGUAACGAGCUUUUGUUAAUCUAACUGUAAUGCUAUCUGAAAUUGUAUACAAUUUAAUGUACAAAUAUGAAUAAAUUAAUUCACUUAUUUAAAAAAAGAGGUGUUAUUUAAUUUUGUAAUAUACAACUUCUUUAAUAAUGGCCACCAUGGUCUCUGAACUGUGAAAUUUUUCACUUUUUCUAAAGAAAACACUAAUUUUAGUUCUAAGUUAACUUUUCCCAGUUGGAAUACUGGGAUACUAGUGUGUAAGCACAUCUUCAGUGAAGCUGAUAAAACAAGGAGGAAAGGUGGGUUGACAGCUGUAACCUUGGCAAGCUACAAUUAGUGUUUUCAUGCAGACUCUGACCAAAGCCACAUCUGCUGUCGAGACCUCUAUAAAGAGAGUGGAGAAUGCAGCCAUGCCUUAGCAGUACUUUAUUGUGCACAUUUACAUGUUCUCUGAAUUAGUGUAUCAUAGGCUCUUGAAAUCAUCACAUUCAUGUAGCAAAUUCUUCAACAAUAAUACCCUUUCACUUUUCACCACAAUAUAUACAGUUAAUGCUGACCUGUGGUAAAAGCAAGUUACAGCACUGCAGAAAUGGAUAUAUAAAUUAUACACAGAACUUGUACAUGAAGAGUUAAUCAAAUUGCAUACUGUUAAAUGGGAGAAAAUUACAAGAAAUAUGGCUAAAACUUAUA
Agelaius phoeniceus (red-winged blackbird) is the source of this 2054-nucleotide messenger RNA. RefSeq names its product zinc finger FYVE-type containing 21 (gene ZFYVE21). Gene Ontology annotation, molecular function: metal ion binding. Lineage: Eukaryota; Metazoa; Chordata; Aves; Passeriformes; Icteridae. The record is from RefSeq and is a predicted model, not a curated record.